This is a messenger RNA of Juglans microcarpa x Juglans regia, 713 nucleotides long. RefSeq names its product aldehyde dehydrogenase family 2 member C4-like. Bases 450 to 713 code for a protein of 87 amino acids. NCBI's taxonomy places the organism in Eukaryota, Viridiplantae, Streptophyta, Magnoliopsida, Fagales, Juglandaceae. The transcript has 3 exons. Gene Ontology annotation, molecular function: aldehyde dehydrogenase (NAD+) activity. The record is from RefSeq and is a predicted model, not a curated record.
AACGGGCUCAUAACGUGUAAGAAUGUCACAUGCAGUUAUCAUCAUGUAAACCUUUCUUUUUAAUUUGUUUUUAUUUGUUCAAAGAAAAGAAAAAUAAUAAUUGGGGCUUUUUUUAUUUUAAUGAAUCUUAGGAGAGAGGUAGGAUUAUGAUGAAAUUUGCAGAUUUGAUUGAUGAACAUGUAGAAGAAUUAGGUGCCUUGGAGGCUAUUGAUGCUGGGAAAUUGUUUGGUCUAGCUAAGUUACAUGACAUUCCUUCGGGAGCAAAUACGCUACGAUACUAUACGGGUGCAGCCGAUAAAAUUCAUGGGGAGGUGUUGAAAAUGUCUCGAGAGUUUCAUGCUUAAAAAUUGCGUGAGCCAAUUGGUGUCGUAGGACUCAUCAUUCCCUGGAAUUUCCCAACCACCAUAUUAUUUAGCGAGGUUAGCCCUGCCUUAGCCGCCGGCUGCACUAUGGUCAUCAAGCCCGCCGAGCAAACACCGGUUUCAGCUCUUUACUAUGCUCAUCUUGCUAAGUUGGCUGGUAUCCCAAAUGGAGUUCUAAAUGUUGUCACGGGAUUUGGACCAACUGCUGGUGCUGCCAUUAGCUCUCAUAUGGACAUUGAUGGGGUCAGUUUCACUGGUUCCACGAAAAUAGGAUGUGAAAUAAUGCAGGCUGCAGCAAAAAGCAAUUUGAAAGUGGUUUCACUUGAAUUAAAGGCAAGUCACCCCUUGUAA